GUCGUCACUCCCGUCGCUUGCGGCUCUCAUAUACUUCAAAGCUUGAAGAGAUCGUCACCUGCCCUCACAUCCUCCUGGACGAUCAGAUCUUGCCUCCUCUUCCUUCUCAACAGUCGUACCGUUUCAUACUAGGACCCGUACGCAAACAAAUACAAGCACGCACACACAAGGUCGAACAAGCUCCGCAUAUAAUACAUCAGGCAACCCAUAAACAACCACACUCUCCACCAUGUCCCACUACGGCAACAACAACGAUGAUGCCAUGUCGAGGACUACCUCGAUCUCGAGGCGACAGGGUUCGACCAUGUCGAAGAACCAGUCUUUGAUUAAGAAGAACACUGCUCCUCACGAGCUCAAGCCGUCAGACAUCUUGAUCGACCGAUUCACUGCCUGGAAGAACAUUGUCAAGAUGCUCAUCUCCUACUUUGAGGGUGUCGCCGACAUCGAGGCCAACACCUCCAAGGAGUUGACCAAGUUGGGAGCCGUCAUUCAGGUCCCUUUCAGGCAUGGAAACCAGUUCUUGGGUGAAGGUGGUGUUCAGGACGUCUUCUACACCAUCCGUGACAAGACCCGCGUCAUCGCCGAGUCCCACUCGUCCCUCGCCCGAACCAUCGACUCGUCGAUCGUUCAGCACCUCCAGAAGCUCCGAACCGAGAUCAAGGCUCACAUCAAGAACGUCCAGAACGACACUGGCAAGCUCGCUGCCGGUGUCGCCAAGGAGAGGGAGAUGUCCACCAAGGCCAUCGCCGACUUGGCCAGGGCCAUCGGUGCCGUUACCAACACCCCCAUGAGCGUCUCUUCCAAGGAGGACCCGUUCGCCGUCAACUUGGCCGUCCACAGGCAGCUCCAGAAGCAGGUCAACGAGGAGAACGCCUUGCAAAAGUCGGUCAUCAUCAUGCAGCAAAACUCUGCUCACUUCGAGGAGGGUAUCGUCCGAUCGAUCCAGUCGGCUUGGCAGACUUUCGACGAGUGGCAGUCUAGGAUGUCCACCUCGGUCCAGGAGACUUGGAGGCACAUGGGUGUCACCAUGGCUCAGGUCGUUCCCGAACGAGAGUGGGUCUCGUUCGCCGCCCGAAGCGACCACUUGUUGGACCCCGAGACUCCUUUGAGGAACCCCGACAUGAUCGACUACCCCGGCAAGAACGACCCUUCGGUUCAGCCCGUACACGUCGGUCUGCUCGAGCGCAAGAAGCGAUUCACCAAGUCGUACAAGGAGGGUUACUACGUCCUCACCCCCUCGGGUUACUUGCACGAGUACGCCUCGUCUGACCCCUCGCACGCCACCCACCCCGUCUGGUCGCUCUUCUUGCCUGCCUGUACCCUCGGACCUCCCUCUUCCCCCAACACUACCCAGUCGCACAAGUUCCACAUCGAGGGACGAAAGGACGGUACUUCAGCUUACGGCAAGACUCCCAGUCACACCGGAAGCUUGUUCAAGAUGGGCAAGAGCGAGACUGCCUACACUUUCAGGGCCAGGAGCCACGACGAGAUGAUGGAAUGGUGGAACGACGUCAGGAUGUUGGUCGCCAGGUACUUGGUCGCCAGCGAGCAGAUGGAGAGGGACGGUCCCGUCGCCCAAGCCGUCCGAACCGUCGGAUACCGAUCGGAGGACGAGGAAGACGAGGAGGAGGAAGACGAUGAUGGUUCGUCGGUCGAAGAGGAGGACGAGGAGGAGCACUUCGAGGAGCACCACCACCAGCAGGGUUCUGCCUUGGGCUCCAACUCGAACGCCGCUCUUGACCUCGCUCCCGCUUACACUCAGCCGGCCGCCGGUUCGGGCGUCCAGACCGGAUCCAACGGUUACGCUCUGGAGAAAAAGCUCGACGACGGCAAGGCCGGUUCCAUCAUCCCUGACGGAGGUUCCGCCGCCGGUUUGAGCCGACGUGAGGAGAAGGCUCCUCUGCGAGACUCUGCCAACGAGAGCACCGUCUCCCAGUCGACGACCACUGGCAAGCACGCCACCAACAACAUCGUGCUCGGCGCUCCCAAGACCGAGGGUAUGGGUGAGGCCGCCACCUCGGAUGUCAACGUCCACUCUACCAACGGCGGAGAGACCGUGACCCAGGCACCCGCUAGCGAGCAGGCUCAUGGCACAGAGACCACCGCUGACGAAUCCGAGGACCGAGAAGAGCGAGAGAAGUAGGAGGCACCUUAGGCCUCACUGCUGAAGGAUCACCGACUUGAGGUGUCAAUCAUAUUGUUCCGUCAUCCUUGUGUCCGUGUGUGUUCAUCUCGAAUCGUUUGUGCAGAUUGUUGCGUUCUACUUGAAAAUGUGAAUUUAUAAUGUUCUUCAGUUAGUGUGCGGAUUUGAGCUUGAGAACAUAUUGUUGUGUUGUUGAAGGCGCUCAGGACCGGUGGGCUUAUCAGCAACUCGGCCAAGCCCGACAAAGCCCGAAGCCGAAGUCGCAGCGGUUGGACGUCGUCCAUUCCCGGAUCGUCGUUGUCGUCGGCCCAACUCUAUGUCUAGGCUAUUUAAUCACAAUCGGCGG
Messenger RNA from Filobasidium floriforme, 2489 nucleotides. Its product is annotated as cytoplasm protein. The transcript has 9 exons. The coding region runs from base 230 to 2143 and encodes 637 amino acids. Lineage: Eukaryota; Fungi; Basidiomycota; Tremellomycetes; Filobasidiales; Filobasidiaceae. The record is from RefSeq and is a predicted model, not a curated record.